Kwoniella shivajii is the source of this 747-nucleotide messenger RNA. RefSeq lists its product as uncharacterized. Gene Ontology annotation, cellular component: FAR/SIP/STRIPAK complex. Lineage: Eukaryota; Fungi; Basidiomycota; Tremellomycetes; Tremellales; Cryptococcaceae. Gene Ontology annotation, molecular function: protein serine/threonine phosphatase activity. The transcript is spliced from 6 exons. The record is from RefSeq and is a predicted model, not a curated record. The coding region runs from base 1 to 747 and encodes 248 amino acids.
AUGGCGCCAUUUGAUCUCGAUGCCUGCAUCGACCGCCUCCGUGACAAGCAGCUUUUGGGCGAGGCUCUGCUCCGGGAGAUCUGUGAGAAGACUAAGGAAGUGUUAAUGAGAGAGAGCAAUGUGGUCCAUGUCGCUUCACCGAUCACUGUAGUUGGAGAUAUACAUGGUCAAUUUCACGAUCUGAUAGAGAUCUUUCGAAUUGGGGGGUCCGCACCAAAUACGAAUUACCUCUUUCUAGGUGACUACGUCGAUCGAGGUUUACAUUCCGUGGAAACGAUAUCCCUUCUCACUUGCUUGAAACUCCGUUAUCCGGAACGAAUACAUCUAAUACGAGGGAACCACGAAUCUCGAGCGGUGACGCAGACCUAUGGGUUUUAUCUCGAAUGCACGAGGAAAUACGGUUCUCCCGCUGUUUGGCAGUACUUUACCGAUAUGUUCGACUUCCUCACACUUAGUGUGGUCAUCGACGAUGCGAUAUUUUGCGUACAUGGUGGCCUCAGUCCUUCCAUACAUCACAUCGACCAAAUUAAAAUAAUCGACAGAUUUAGAGAGAUCCCUCACGAGGGACCCAUGGCGGAUUUGGUUUGGUCAGAUCCAGAUCCAGAGAAGGAGGAUUUUGCUAUCAGCCCGAGUAUACUAGAGGUUUCACCGGGAGGAAGAAGGUUCUUCAAUGUGUUCAGUGCAGCGCCUGAGAACGAGAGGGAUGGUCCUAAUCAACAACAACAACAAGUAAAAUAUUUCCUAUAA